This is a messenger RNA of Lipotes vexillifer (Yangtze River dolphin), 3333 nucleotides long. It is a transcript of the gene UPF1, whose product is annotated as UPF1 RNA helicase and ATPase. Gene Ontology annotation, molecular function: ATP binding; RNA binding; RNA helicase activity. Gene Ontology annotation, biological process: nuclear-transcribed mRNA catabolic process, nonsense-mediated decay. The record is from RefSeq and is a predicted model, not a curated record. Gene Ontology annotation, cellular component: cytoplasm. Bases 1 to 3333 code for a protein of 1110 amino acids. Lineage: Eukaryota; Metazoa; Chordata; Mammalia; Artiodactyla; Lipotidae. The transcript is spliced from 24 exons.
AUGAGCGUGGAGGCGUACGGGCCCAGCUCGCAGACGCUCACGUUCCUGGACACCGAGGAGGCCGAGCUGCUCGGCGCCGACACCCAGGGCUCCGAGUUCGAGUUUACCGACUUCACUCUCCCCAGCCAGACGCAGACGCCCCCCGGCGGCCCCGGAGGUGGCGGCGCUGGGGCCCCGGUCUGCGCGGGCCCGGGCGCGGCGGCCGGACAGCUCGACGCGCAGGUCGGUGGACCUGAGGGCAUCCUGCAGAACGGGGCCGUGGAUGACAGCGUGGCCAAGACUAGCCAGUUGUUGGCCGAGUUGAACUUCGAAGAAGAUGAGGAAGAUACCUAUUACACGAAGGAUCUCCCCAUACAUGCCUGCAGUUACUGCGGAAUACACGAUCCUGCUUGCGUGGUUUACUGUAAUACCAGCAAGAAGUGGUUCUGUAAUGGACGUGGAAAUACUUCUGGCAGCCACAUUGUAAAUCACCUCGUGAGGGCAAAAUGCAAAGAGGUGACUCUGCACAAGGAUGGGCCCCUGGGGGAGACGGUUCUGGAGUGUUAUAACUGCGGCUGCCGCAACGUCUUCCUCCUCGGCUUCAUCCCUGCGAAGGCUGACUCGGUUGUGGUGCUGCUAUGCAGGCAGCCCUGUGCCAGUCAGAGCAGCCUCAAGGACAUUAACUGGGACAGCUCGCAGUGGCAGCCCCUGAUCCAGGACCGUUGCUUCCUGUCCUGGCUGGUCAAGAUCCCUUCUGAGCAGGAGCAGCUGCGGGCGCGGCAGAUCACCGCCCAGCAGAUCAACAAGCUGGAGGAGCUCUGGAAGGAAAAUCCUUCUGCCACCUUGGAGGACCUCGAGAAGCCGGGAGUGGAUGAGGAGCCGCAGCAUGUCCUCCUGCGGUAUGAGGAUGCCUACCAGUACCAGAACAUUUUCGGUCCUCUGGUCAAGCUGGAGGCUGACUACGAUAAGAAACUGAAAGAGUCGCAGACUCAAGAUAACAUCACGGUCAGGUGGGACCUGGGCCUUAACAAGAAGAGAAUCGCCUACUUCACUUUGCCCAAGACUGACUCUGACAUGCGGCUCAUGCAAGGGGAUGAGAUAUGCCUGCGGUACAAAGGGGACCUGGCGCCCCUAUGGAAAGGGAUCGGCCACGUCAUCAAGGUCCCUGAUAAUUAUGGCGAUGAGAUCGCUAUUGAGCUUCGGAGCAGUGUGGGUGCACCCGUGGAGGUGACUCACAACUUCCAGGUGGAUUUCGUGUGGAAGUCAACCUCAUUCGACAGGAUGCAGAGUGCGUUGAAAACCUUUGCUGUGGACGAGACCUCCGUGUCGGGCUACAUCUACCACAAACUUCUCGGCCACGAAGUGGAGGAUGUGAUCAUCAAGUGCCAGCUGCCCAAGCGCUUCACGGCGCAGGGGCUCCCUGACCUCAACCACUCUCAGGUUUACGCCGUGAAGACUGUGCUGCAGAGACCACUGAGUCUGAUCCAGGGCCCACCGGGCACAGGAAAGACGGUGACCUCAGCCACCAUUGUCUACCACCUGGCUCGGCAAGGCAAUGGGCCCGUGCUUGUCUGUGCUCCAAGCAACAUAGCCGUGGAUCAGCUGACUGAGAAGAUCCACCAGACUGGGCUGAAAGUCGUGCGGCUCUGUGCCAAGAGCCGAGAGGCCAUCGAUUCCCCGGUGUCGUUCUUGGCCCUGCACAACCAGAUCAGGAACAUGGACAGCAUGCCGGAGCUCCAGAAGCUGCAGCAGCUGAAGGAUGAGACUGGCGAGCUGUCGUCUGCGGACGAAAAGCGGUACCGGGCCCUGAAGCGCACUGCCGAGCGGGAGCUGCUUAUGAAUGCAGAUGUCAUCUGCUGCACGUGUGUGGGCGCCGGAGACCCGAGGCUCGCCAAGAUGCAGUUCCGAUCCAUUUUAAUCGACGAGAGCACCCAGGCCACCGAGCCAGAGUGCAUGGUCCCUGUGGUCCUUGGAGCCAAGCAGCUGAUCCUCGUGGGCGACCACUGCCAGCUGGGCCCCGUGGUGAUGUGCAAGAAGGCGGCCAAGGCCGGGCUGUCCCAGUCGCUCUUUGAGCGCCUGGUGGUGCUGGGCAUCCGUCCCAUCCGCCUCCAGGUCCAGUAUCGGAUGCAUCCUGCGCUCAGUGCCUUCCCAUCCAACAUCUUCUAUGAGGGCUCUCUUCAGAAUGGUGUCACCGCAGCGGAUCGUGUGAAGAAGGGGUUUGACUUCCAGUGGCCCCAACCGGAUAAACCGAUGUUCUUCUAUGUGACCCAGGGCCAAGAGGAGAUUGCCAGCUCAGGCACCUCCUACCUAAACAGGACGGAGGCUGCAAAUGUGGAGAAGAUCACCACGAAGCUGCUGAAGGCGGGCGCCAAGCCAGACCAGAUCGGCAUCAUCACGCCCUAUGAGGGCCAGCGCUCCUACCUGGUGCAGUACAUGCAGUUCAGUGGCUCCUUGCACACCAAGCUCUACCAGGAGGUAGAGAUUGCCAGCGUGGAUGCGUUCCAGGGCCGCGAGAAGGACUUCAUCAUCCUCUCCUGUGUGCGGGCGAAUGAGCACCAAGGCAUUGGAUUUUUAAACGACCCCAGGAGGCUUAAUGUGGCCUUGACCAGAGCACGAUAUGGGGUCAUUAUUGUGGGCAACCCGAAGGCCCUGUCCAAGCAGCCGCUCUGGAACCACCUGCUGACCGUGCUGGUGGAGGGGCCGCUGAACAACCUGCGAGAGAGCCUCAUGCAGUUCAGCAAGCCCAGGAAGCUGGUCAACACCAUCAACCCGGGAGCCCGCUUCAUGACAACAGCCAUGUAUGAUGCUCGGGAGGCCAUCAUCCCAGGAUCGGUCUAUGACCGGAGCAGCCAGGGCCGGCCCUCGAACAUGUACUUCCAGACCCAUGACCAGAUUGGCAUGAUCAGUGCUGGCCCCAGCCACGUGGCUGCCAUGAACAUUCCCAUCCCCUUCAACCUGGUCAUGCCGCCCAUGCCGCCACCGGGGUAUUUUGGACAAGCUAAUGGGCCAGCCGCAGGCCGGGGCACCCCAAAAGGCAAGACUGGUCGUGGGGGACGCCAGAAGAACCGCUUUGGGCUUCCUGGGCCCAGCCAGACGAAUCUCCCCAAUAGCCAGGCCAGCCAGGAUGUGGCGUCACAGCCCUUCUCACAGGGUGCUCUGACCCAGGGCUACAUCUCCAUGAGCCAGCCCUCCCAGAUGAGUCAGCCCGGCCUCUCCCAGCCUGAGCUGUCCCAGGACAGUUACCUUGGAGAUGAGUUUAAGUCACAGAUUGAUGUGGCGCUGUCGCAAGACUCCACGUACCAGGGGGAGCGGGCGUACCAGCACGGCGGAGUGACGGGGCUGUCCCAGUAUUAG